GCGGAGAGCCUUAUCUCCAAGGGAAUGGCGCAUGGAGCAGCGGCGGGAGUCCUUCCGAUGCCAUUGUGCCCUGCAGCCAAACAAAGCGCCUCUGGUCAGCUCCAUGGCCGCGCUGACCCCGUCCUCCAUCUGCGGCAGGCAUCACGCGCUGGCCGACGCCAACUAAAACGUUGGCCUUCGUUCACCACGAGAGCCUCGGCUUCGACAGUGAAGGAGUCCGUCCUCAGAGACUUCCGCCAGAGGAGAGCUCUGAAGAUCAUCUCAGGACUCCAAAACUUCGACAAAGACAAGGUGGCCUCCGUGGUUAUAGCUGCGGAGAAGGGGGGUGCUACGCAUGUUGAUAUAGCCUGUGACCAGGAAUUGGUGAAGCUUGCUUUGGGCUUGACCUCUCUUCCGAUCUGUGUCUCCUCAGUAGAUCCUCUAGCGUUUCCUCCUGCAGUGGAAGCAGGCGCCCAAAUGGUCGAAAUUGGUAAUUAUGAUUCGUUUUAUGAGAUGGGUAUUCAGUUCUCCUCUGAGCAGAUUCUAAAGCUAGCAAGGGAUGCAAGAAGAAUUCUUCCAUCUGUUACACUAUCUGUAACUGUGCCUCAUAUGCUAAAUCUCCCUGAUCAGGUGAAGCUAGCUGAGUUACUGGAACAGGAAGGUGCUGAUAUAAUUCAAACCGAAGGAGGGAAAUACUCUAGUCCAUCGAAACCUGGUGUCCUUGGUCUGAUCGAGAAGGCAACACCAACACUAGCGGCUGCAUAUUCCAUUUCUCGAGCUGUCAAAAUUCCAGUUAUGUGCUCAUCUGGAUUAAGUGCUGUUACAGCACCGAUGGCCUUAACAGCAGGAGCAGCAGGAGUGGGUGUGGGUUCAGCUGUGAACAAGCUCAAUGAUGUGGUUGCGAUGAUCGCAGAAGUCAAAAGUAUUGCUGAAUCACUAGGCCUACUCUCCAGAUGUGCAUCCGAGGAGCUGAGCUCGGCUCGGCAGUAGCGUUAUGUCAUUGAUACGCAAUAUGAACAUCAAUAGUUGCAUUCCAUAUGACCAUCUCUCGGAUCAUUAUGUAAGUUAGAAUCGACAGGUAAACAGCUCUUCCUUUUCAUCUCUGGAAAGACUCUUAGUGUUGAUGUGGGAGUUGUGUUUUAGUGAUCGACAUUGAUCUUUGUCAUAGUUUGCAACCUUUUCCUAGCAAACAAUGUAGAAGAAAAUUACUGUUCGGUGAGUACCAGGAAACACAAC
This is a messenger RNA of Musa acuminata subsp. malaccensis (wild Malaysian banana), 1215 nucleotides long. RefSeq lists its product as uncharacterized. NCBI's taxonomy places the organism in Eukaryota, Viridiplantae, Streptophyta, Magnoliopsida, Zingiberales, Musaceae. The record is from RefSeq and is a predicted model, not a curated record.